Molecule: messenger RNA, 1937 nt
Organism: Petromyzon marinus (sea lamprey)
Lineage: Eukaryota; Metazoa; Chordata; Hyperoartia; Petromyzontiformes; Petromyzontidae
Source: RefSeq, a predicted model, not a curated record
GUGUUGCAUCUGACACUGUGACGUCGAUACGCAGCGCCUCCCCCCCCCAAGCGCGGGGCCCGGGGCAGUCGCUCCGUGCCCUGGUUAGGAAGCUUGUGAGUUGGGUGGUCGUGGAUGGAUGGGUUCACUGGGCUGCCUCCUGUCCUUUCCCCUCGGCUGCAGCUCCUCCACACGGCUACACGAUGCGGAAGAGCUGCAGCCAGGGGGGGUGGGCGGUUGAGAUAAUAGAGUGGUCGUGAGUCGGUGGUUGUGAGUGGUUGUAAGUUAAUCGUAUGGGUGGUUGAGACAGGUUAGUGACGUCAGAUGAUCGCGGCGAAGCAGGUGGCGGCGUGUAUCUGCCGUGGUCAAUGCACACCGCGCUAUUAACCGGGGCGGUUCGCCGGAUUCGAACCGCGAACCUCAGCAGGCAUGCGCCCGCUGGUGUACUCGGAGGUGGCGGCGAGGUCCGGGGCUCCGGGCUGGUGCCGGACUGGACACCACAUCCGCUACGGACCCUGGAGCAACCCCAGCCGCAAUCCGCUACUCCCCGCCGGGGUGCAGUUCUACUGCCUCGACUUCCUCAUGGAGUUUGCGCACGCGGGCGACACGUGCUACCUGGCGCACUGCUACCCCUACUCCUUCUCCGAGCUGCAGGCGCACGUGCGGGCGCUGCUGGCGCACCCUCGGCGCGCCGCGCGCCUCCGCCGCGACUCGCUGUGCUGCACGCGCGCCGGCAACAGCUGCUUCCUGCUCACCGUCACCGACUUCCCGCCCGACUCGGCUCAGGAUGACCGCACGGAGGAGCACGCCGGGAAGCUGGGAGUGGUGCUCACGGCGAGGGUGCACCCCGGGGAGAGCCAGGCGAGUUGGAUCAUGAAGGGAGCCCUCGACUUCCUCACCUCCGACGAACCCAGCGCCCAGGAGCUUCGGCGCAAGGUGGUGUUCAAGAUCGUGCCCAUGUUGAACCCCGACGGCGUUAUCGUGGGGAACUACAGGUGUUCGCUGUCGGCCCGCGACCUCAACCGCAACUACCGGCACCCGGACAAGGACGAGUUCCCCACGGUGUGGCACACCAAGCAGAUGGUGGAGCAGUUCCAGAAGGACCGGCCGGUGAUCCUCUACUGCGACCUGCACGGCCACAGCCGCAAGCACAACGUCUUCAUGUACGGCUGCAGCUCGCGACAGCCACGCGGCGCCGCCAGUGCGGCGCUCUUCCUCCGCGAGCGACUCUUCCCCUGGCUCAUGGCGCGCAGGGCCCCGGGUCGCUUCGACUGGCGCAGCUGCAAGUUUCGCAUCCGGCAGGGGAAGGAGUCGACGGGACGCGCCGUGAUGUUCCGCGCCAUGGGCAUCACCAACGCCUUCACCCUCGAGGCGUCGUUCGCCGGCUCGCGGGGACUGAGCGCAAGGAGCAGCGCCAGGGGCAGCAGCUACGACGUGAGCGACUUCCUCUCGAUGGGCCGCAGCUUCUGCGAGUGCGUGCUGGACUACGUGGGCACGCGCGAGGACCCACGGAAGCUCGCGGAGGCCACGGUGACCCUGACGGACGCCCUCGUGAGUCAGGCCACGGAGAGGGGCUGCUACGGCCCCGAGGGCCCGGCCGCCCCGCGGCAGCGAGAGAGGACGCCCCGGGCGACGGAGGAGGCGCGGGGCUCACCGCCCGCCCAAGCGAGCGACUCGGAGCGGAGCGAGACUUCGGACACGGAGAGCGCGCGGAGAGAAGCCGACGGCAUCGACGACGCCGGCGGCGACGAUCGGACUCCCGCACGACCGCACGACCCCCGACGCAUGCAGGUGCCCCCCCCCUCGCACAGAUGCCGCCGGUGACCUCCGGUCAGCAUCGCAUCCACGGAUCCGUAGGGGUGCCCACUGAGAUUUUUGUCCCCACGGUGCCCAGUUUCUGGAGUUGCCUGCCCCCUUGGAGGUUGCCUGCCCCCAGUGUCUAGUUUGUUGUCCUUGCA